AAAGAGAGAGAGAGAGAGAGAGAGACGGCCUGAUAACUGGGACUCACAGCAGCAUCCUUAUAACAGGCAGGGACCGCUCCGGAGCAGACGGGGACAAAUCCGCAUCUCUUCCAAACAGAGACGCUCAGAACCAGGGAGAUAGAGAGAGGUUGGUGACGCAGGAACUGAAGGAACAACAUUGUAAGGACAAGAGGUCAUCUCUGAAACUAGACACAGUGGAAAAAUGACCCUAGCUGCUUACAGAGAUAAGGUGAAAGAGCUCCCCCUGGUGUCUCUGUUCUGUUCCUGCCUGAACCCUCAGACUGUUGAUGGAGUGCCCACCUACAAAGCAGAAGAUGCGGUGGAUCUGGGCUGGUGUGUCAUCAAAGAUGUGGAGGUCAUUGAGUUGAACAAGCGUUCCUCAGGUCAGGCCUUUGAGGUCAUCCUGAAGCCCCCGUCGUUUGACAGCAUCCCAGAGCUCAAUGCUGCGAUGCCCCAACGCAGAGACCUCUCCAUGGAGGAGAUCCAGAAGAAACUGGAGGCUGCAGAGGAAAGGAGGAAGUGUCAGGAGGCUGAGUUGCUGAAGCACCUGGCGGAGAAGAGAGAGCACGAGAGGGAGGUGAUCCAGAAGGCCUUGGAGGAGAACAACAACUUUAUUAAGAACGCCAAGGAGAAGCUGGAGCAGAAGAUGGAGGCCAACAAGGAGAACCGAGAAGCUCUGCUGGCGGCCAUGUUGGAGCGACUGCAGGAGAAGGAUAAGCAUGCAGAAGAAGUGAGGAAAAAGGUUCUUGCUUUGGCCGAUGCGGUGGAUCUGGGCUGGUGUGUCAUCAAAGAUGUGGAGGUCAUUGAGUUGAACAAGCGUUCCUCAGGUCAGGCCUUUGAGGUCAUCCUGAAGCCCCCGUCGUUUGACAGCAUCCCAGAGCUCAAUGCUGCGAUGCCCCUACGCAGAGACCUCUCCAUGGAGGAGAUCCAGAACAAACUGGAGGCUGCAGAGGAGAGGAGGAAGUGUCAGGAGGCUGAGUUGCUGAAGCACCUGGCGGAGAAGAGAGAGCACGAGAGGGAGGUGAUCCAGAAGGCCUUGGAGGAGAACAACAACUUUAUUAAGAACGCCAAGGAGAAGCUGGAGCAGAAGAUGGAGGCCAACAAGGAGAACCGAGAAGCUCUGCUGGCGGCCAUGUUGGAGCGACUGCAGGAGAAGGAGAAACAUGCAGAGGAGGUGAGGAAGAACAAAGAGAGGAAGGAGGAAGCCUGCCGGUAGACGAGUCAAAGACAAACGGAGAGAAAGUGAAAGAAGGACUGGUUUUGUGAGUCAAUAAAAAAAUUAAUAAUGAGAUCAAGACAAAUGAGAAAAAUAAAAAGGAAAAUAUAACCCCCAUCAGGACUUUGAAGGGUAUCAUUUUGUUUCAGUACAAUUUGGACACUUGAGGGGAAUCCAAUAAUUAUCAACAAAAAACGUGAUUGGAUAAAAGAGAGGCGUGUUUUGUCUGGGUGGCAAAUAAACUCUUCAUCAGAGUGUAUAGGUUGAUAUUGAUGUUGUGAUGAUGAUGGUGGUGUGUCGACAGAGGGUGCAUGUUGAAGCAGAGGUUUGUGACGAAGCUCAGUACGAGUGGUGGCAGGUUGUCUUUAGGUUUUCUUUUCAAAAAUACAAUCAGCGUAGCAUACGUAUGUCCAUUCUUCUUUCUCACUCAUUCACACACACAGACACACACAGACACACACAGACACACACAGACACACACAGACACACACAGACACACACAGACACACACAAACUGGCUGAGUUCAUACAGGCAGAUCAGUUCUGAUCUUUUUCCCAAUCAGUGCUGAUCUGUUUGAUUUGGGGGACAGAGGAAAAAGGGUCCCAGUGGAAACCAAGCAUUGGUAUUUAACACACAGGCGCUCAUACAUAAAACCUAUUUCUACUGUGAAACCUUCUCCCGAUAGCUCUAACAGGAUGCUGCAACCAGCUUCAUGCACGUUUAGUCAAGCACUGCACUAUUUUGAAUUUACCAGGGAAAGCCAGAUGAUACACGAUUUGUGAAUGUCAGAUUAAGGGUUGGGUUGUGUCAUUUGAUGAAGCUCAAGGUGUAUUUGAUGCAUUUUUAACUUUCCUAGGAACUUUAUCAGCUAGCUAUUAGCUACUAGAAGAUAGAACUUGUGCUUCUAGCUAGACUUUGAGCACAAAAUGCACUCUAGCUCAUUUAGAUAUGUUCACUUUUUUUAAACUCAAAAGCACACAGAUGCAAUAUGGUAGAAAUGUUUAAAGGGCAGUACACAGUUAGGAUAUUUGGGAAGACCUGGUAAAGCAAAAACCUGGUUAUUAUUUCUUGAUCGACCAAUGCACAGGAUGCUAGACUGCUUCACCUGUCAGACCAUCUAAUGCUGCAUUUUGCUUUAGCAUGAGGGCACUGUGCUUGGUUAACUGUAAUUGGUUAAUGUUUUUACAAUGUGGGAAAAGAGAAAACCUGAAAGUGUGGUGAAAGAGGGAGAGAUGAAGAGAGAGAUAAGAGAGCAAGAGAGGAGAUAGACAAAGUGAAAGAAAAGAGAGAAAGUGAGGAGAAACUGAAAGAGAGCAAGGAGAGAGGAAGAUGAGGAGAGAGAGCUGGGGAUUGAUGUUUUCCCUCUGUACAUGUCCUAAAUGACACCCACUUCCCUUCAUAGUACACCUCUUACGCCCAGCGACUCAUGAGCUUGGGUUAAAAACAGUGUUCUACAUGGGGACUAGGGCACAAUUGGGACAUGUCCACUUCAAUGGGGGGUUGUUGUGAAAGGUUCAAUGUUUCAACUGUUAUUGGGAAUGUGGGGUUUUAACAAGCUCUCUGUGUGUGUGUUUAUGUGUGUUAUACAGACCAAGUUGACUGUCUCUCCUUGGCAUGGACAGUAAAGGUGUCUCUUGACUGAACUAAA
Messenger RNA from Esox lucius (northern pike), 2886 nucleotides. RefSeq names its product stathmin-like 4 (gene stmn4). Gene Ontology annotation, biological process: regulation of microtubule polymerization or depolymerization; neuron projection development; microtubule depolymerization. The transcript is spliced from 8 exons. Lineage: Eukaryota; Metazoa; Chordata; Actinopteri; Esociformes; Esocidae. Gene Ontology annotation, molecular function: tubulin binding. The record is from RefSeq and is a predicted model, not a curated record. Gene Ontology annotation, cellular component: cytoplasm; neuron projection. The coding region runs from base 224 to 1237 and encodes 337 amino acids.